AUGGCUUCAUCCGCUAUUCCCGAAAUCAAGAACGUCGAUAUCGAUCCGAAUGGCACCUUCAAAUACAUCCUCAUUAAAGUCGGCUGCAAUGGUGCUGGAGAGAAACUGAUUGUACGUGGAUAUGCUGAAUGUGGAUAUCAUGGCAGUGCCCCAAGUGAGGCUUUAUUUAUUGGAGAUUUCUUACAGCUUACCACACCUAUAAGUUCAUCAUAA
Messenger RNA from Ceutorhynchus assimilis (cabbage seed weevil), 213 nucleotides. The record is from the annotation of a GenBank genome assembly. NCBI's taxonomy places the organism in Eukaryota, Metazoa, Arthropoda, Insecta, Coleoptera, Curculionidae.